GAAGGAGAACAAGGUAGCGAGAACUCCGGGACCGUCAGCCCUGCAGGCUCGAGCCCGCCAUCUUAUUAAAGGGAAAGAAAACCCAGCUAGAGUAGGGACCUCCCCCCGGGGGUCCCCGGCGCUCCAUCCCGCCCCCUACCCGGCUCCGCGUCGGUCGGAUGAGGAAAGUAAGAGAGAUGCCGACCAACUGCGCUGCGGCGGGCUGUGCCGCGACCUACAACAAGCACAUCAACGUCAGCUUCCACAGGUUUCCCUUAGACCCCCAAAGAAGAAAGGAAUGGAUUCGUCUGGUUAGGCGCAAAAAUUUUGUGCCAGGGAAACAUACUUUUCUUUGCUCAAAACACUUUGAAGCCUCCUGUUUCGACUUAACUGGACAAACAAGACGACUUAAAAUGGAUGCUGUACCAACAAUUUUUGAUUUCUGUACUCAACUAAAACCAAUGAAACCCAAGUCAAGAAAUCUUCCUAAGAAAAACUCUUGCAUCCCAACAGAACCAUCUGAUACAAAAUCCAAUGUUAGCUGUCAGCAAGUUCUGCUUGAACACAGCUAUGCCUUUAGAAGCCCGAUAGAGGCAAAAAAGAGGAUAAUUCAACUGGAGAAAGAAAUAGCAAGCUUAAGAAGAAAGAUGAAGAAUUGCUUACAGAAAGAACGGAGAGCAACACGAAGAUGGUUCAAAAUCACAUGCUUGGUGAAAAGUUUAGAAGCAAAUAACAUAUUGCCCAGGGGCACAUCAGAACACAUCUUGCCAGGUGCCUUAAAUGAUCUUACAUUGCAAAACUUCAAAAUCCUUAUACAGGAUCAGCAAGAUCAAACAUAACAAAGUCCUUAAAUGAAGACAGCUCCCAAGCCAAGGAGCCUUCUUUUGAUAUUAGCCAGAACUGAAUUCUUUGCCCAGCCUUCAGUAGAUUCGGAAGUAAAAGUUAUUUAUUGGAAUUAUGCUAAAAACUAUACUCUCGGCAUAAUUUUAUUUGAAAUAGCAUAAUUUUCUGGAUAUUGCUUAUAAAGACUAUUACUUAUUUUUGUGGAAAAAGUAAACUUCAUAUGAAAACUUCAUUUUAAUACAAGCACAAGUGCCUUACAACAACAAAUACCUGCUCUAGCUGAAAUUUUUCCUACAUGAAGAAAUCUUAUGUUUAUAAGUUUAUUUAUUGGUUUUUUUUUAAGAACCUGUUUUUGAAGGAAUGGUCUAUGCCAGGUAAUAUGUUUAGGUCAUUUUACGGGCUUACUUUCUGUCAGAAAAGUAAUUUUCCUUGUUGAACUGAAUUGAAGGAGGGCUUUUGUAUCCUAAAUAUAAUGCUGAAAUACAUUUUCCAAAAUUAAAUAUAGUCUUGGAAAAGUACCAGCCCUUGAUUUAAAUUGUGGUGAGUACUUGGUGAUAUAUGGUGAAUUACUUUGCUUAUUAUAUUGCCUUUACCUUUUUCUUAUCUGUUAAAAAGAGAUUAAUAGUGACCUCUCUCAUGGAAAUAUUAGACUUGCAAUGAUACACUAAUUUAAAUGUUAAGUACUGUUUGGCUGUGAAGUGCCAUUGAGUUCAUCAGAUGAGAAGAAGCCAAGCAUACCUCAAAUCUGCUCAGAAGGGUACUUUGGCACCUUAAAUUCCAAGAAACGCACACACACACACACACACACACACCCCCGCCCCGUGAAACAUUGGCAUUGAGUUCAUCACUUGUUUUUUGCCAAAAUUAUUAAAUAAUUAGAUAUUACUGCUUUCUCAUAACAUAUGUUUUUAGUUUUAUGCUCUUGUAUAUUAAACAAUUUUUAUGUGUGUUAGGAUAUCAAAGUUGUUUAUAAAGUAUUUAUUUUACUACUUACAUAGGUACUCACCUCAGAGCAUAGUGGUUUUUUUCCAUAAAACACAAUGGCUUUUUGAUGCAGAGAUAUACUUAGCCAUGUAAUGUCUUGACAGCUUAUAAUUUGUUUUAAAAUGGAAUCAAUUUAUAGACCAUUAAAUCAACAUAUACACCAUGCAAUCCAGUAUAGACAAGGACUCUCUCCCUCUGACACCUCCAUUUUUCUUCAGGAUGGCAUCAUGCUGUGACCUUCAUUGCAUAUGGAAAAAGAGUAUUUUAAUGAUUCUUUUCUAAAACAAAACUAUGCAUAUGAUACUCUUUUAAGAACAGUGGUCUAAUUGAAUCAUUCAAAAGGUUUGCCUUAUUUCAUAAAUUAUAUUUAUUCAACAUUUUGUAUUUCAAGUGAACAAAAUCAUGGGAAAGUUCAUUAACUAUUAAAUCAAAUUUCUUAAUCCUCAUUCAAAUGUAUGACAUUACACUGUUACUAUAGUAUAAUACUUAACCAUAGAUGGCUCCACAUUUUUUCACAUAGAGGGUUUAUUUUAUGUGAAAAAAGGAAGUCAGACAUAUCUGGGGGUUUCUUUUUUUAAAAGAAUGAUAUUUGUUUACAUUCUAGUAACCAUAAAAAGCACUAAUUCAAUUUUUCACAAAAAACGGUUCUCUGUAAUGGAAGAUAACUACUCACUUUGACGAAAAGUGUAUGCUGGAGAAAACAAAUGAAUAUUUCCUAUCAGAAUUUGUGUAUCCAAGUAUGACAUUUUUAAUAGCAACUCCCAAAAUUUAGGCAAAAUAGAAGCUCCUUGAGGGCAAGUACUGCUGUUUACCUUUCUGUAUGCAUAGUAUCUUGCACAUAGUGGGCACUUAAUAAAAAUCUAUUGAAUUAAAGCUGUAUGGUACUUAACAUCAGUAUGUUUUUCAGUAACCUCCAAGAAGGUAGAUUUGACAAAUGCAAAAGCAAGGAAAUAGUUUGUUUUCAUUCUUGGUGGACGCUUGUCAAAAAUACUCACGGAAAAAUUUGUGCGUAUUGAAAAAUUUUCAUCUUUUACAUAGGCGUUGUCCAGCGUUAACACGUUAAACAUGACUAUUGUAUUUUGGUCAGGGCCCAUCUUUACAUCUUUUCAAGAGUUUAUCAUCAGCAAAAAUGAUUGUUGACUAGUUUUAUGCUUCUAGCUAAAGGUGGUCGCAUACUCAUUCAAACAUGUGUAUCUUUUGAAAUAUUAGCUCACAGUCACAGAAGAACCAAAGUGGUACUCAUUCAAUUCCUGUCCAUUAGUUCCAGUUCACAACAGGUAACUGAAAUGACUGCAAAGUUGUUAGCAAUGACUCUGGAGAAACGAACACUACAACUACAAACAUUAAAACUUUUUGAAAAGAUAACCCAAUACUGCGCAUUAUUAUUGUAUUGUUUGUUAACUCCAUUCAGGAUCAGCCUCUAGAAUUCCCAUUCCUACAAUGUAGCUGCUCACACAACUUUUCUCUCAGAUACCGCGUGUUCCCGUGUAAUAGUUUCAUUAUUUCAGAAUCAUACAUUGGCCCCACUGCCACCUCAAAUCAGUCUUGUUAACAAGUCUCCAGUCACAAAUAGUUCAGGUUUCAUCCUUCAGAAAAUCUGUGAUUUUAUCACUUCUUUCAUGCAUCAGUGUUUCCACAUCUUACUAAACGAUCUUCACCAAUUACUCUGGUCCAAAAACUUCCCCUGCGGCCAAACCUCCUGAAGGUGGUUCAAGAACUGGAUUUAGAGUCAGAGAACCUGGGUUCCAAUCCCAUCCUUGUCUCUUAUUAAAUGUGUGAUCCUGCAAAAGUCAUUUUGUUGCUCAUUGUAAAAUGUGAGAUUGGAAUGGAUAACUUCUAGAGUUCAGCUCCAAACCUAUGAUCCUAAUACCAGUUUGACCAUGUGGCUCCCCUCCUCAAUCAACUCCAGUAGCUUCCUGUCGCUUCUAUGAUAUAGUAGGUGCUUAAUAGAAGCUUUGUUGAUGGAUGUUUGAUCCUUCAGCCUUUUCUAUCUUAGCUAGAAUGAUCCUCAGAUGACUGAUUUGAAGUCUGUUGCUGAGCUUACGCUCAAAGCUUUUGCAACGUCUAGUACAAUCUUUUAGACGCAAUGUUCUGCUGGCAUAGUUUUUGAAGACUGGAGCUACCUUCAUACUUCAUUAUCAGAGUAGGAUUUUAGUGGUGGGCUCUAGUUCUGUAGCACAGGGACUCUAAAGCAUGAAGUCUUGUUUUCCCUCUAAGGUGGUAUUUAGAUCACCCUCUCUCUUCUCCUAUUGCCUGCCCAUGUCUCAUUUUGGCCAUACAUCAAAACAGGACUUGAACAAAAAUUUAAAAUAGUCUUUCAUCUCCCCUGUAAAGUGAGACAAGGCACAGUACCCCAGUACCUCUGGUCAUGAUUAUUGUUUGAAAGAUCAGUUUUGAG
Messenger RNA from Trichosurus vulpecula (common brushtail), 4204 nucleotides. It is a transcript of the gene THAP2, whose product is annotated as THAP domain containing 2. Lineage: Eukaryota; Metazoa; Chordata; Mammalia; Diprotodontia; Phalangeridae. The transcript is spliced from 3 exons. The record is from RefSeq and is a predicted model, not a curated record. The coding region runs from base 159 to 818 and encodes 219 amino acids.